Marmota flaviventris (yellow-bellied marmot) is the source of this 573-nucleotide messenger RNA. RefSeq names its product keratin-associated protein 4-2-like. NCBI's taxonomy places the organism in Eukaryota, Metazoa, Chordata, Mammalia, Rodentia, Sciuridae. The record is from RefSeq and is a predicted model, not a curated record.
AUGUGCAACUCCUGUUGUGGCUCCUGCUGCUCUGGCCAGGGGUGUGGCUGCUGCCAGCCCAGGUGCUGCCAGACCACCUGCUGCAGGACCACCUGCUGCCGCCCCAGCUGCUGUGUCUCCAGCUGCUGCAGCCCCUGCUGUGGUGGCUCCAGUGGCUGUGGAGGUUCUAGUGGUUGUGGCUCCUGCUGCUGCUGUCCCACUUGCCUCCAGACCAUCUGCUGCAGGACUACCUGCUGCCGCCCCAGCUGCUGUGGGUCCAGCUGCUGCAGCCCCUGCUGUGGUGGGGGCUCCAGUGGCUGUGGCUCCUGCUGCUGCCAGCCCAUCUGCUGUAGGACCACCUGCUGCAGGACCACCUGCUGCCGCCCCAGCUGCUGUGUCUCCAGCUGCUGCAGCCCCUGCUGUGGUGGCUCCAGUGGCUGUGAAGGUUCCAGUGGCUGUGGCUCCUGCUGCUGUCGCCCCUGCUGCUGUGUCUCCACUUACUGCCACCCUUGCUGCUGCCGCCCCAUCUGCUGUAGGACCACCUGCUUGCCCAAAAUGGGUUUGGAAAGCAAGCCCCUGGACCUUCCUGCCUGA